AUGGCCACGCCUUACUGGGGCCAGCUGCCAGGUCCCAAGGUCAACAAGCACCGGCGCAUGUCUGAGGAUGAUGCAGGACCAAACUCUUCUGCGUUAGUUGAUCCCAACCACGGAUUCGACCCAAAUCCCAGACCUGCCGCCAAUCGCGCCUCUGGGCAGACUGUGGCUUCAGGAACUACCUUGACUCCCUUGGCGUCUCCUACAAAUUCGAGCGUGGCGCCAUACGGACUUGCUCCCAGACCGCCUUCCUACCAACGCCCACUCAUUGUCCCCGAAGAUCCCGAGCCAUCAGCGAGACCUCCCAUGAAGCAAGACUGGAAAGCCUCGGGAGGGAUUGACGACAUCUCGAACGCUCCCCCAGUCAGCUUUCGACAACCACAUGAGGAUCGUGAUACUGCACGAGUCGCCGAGAUGGACUACGCCGGGAACCAAGAGGUCUACAACAAUGGUGGCAGCUACGGCUCCUCCAAAAUGCCAAUGGCAGCGGAUCAUUCAAGACGAGCGUCUGCCGGCGCCUCAGGUCGUCGACGAAAGUCAGCAUUGACCAAGUCACCCCUCCAAAAGCUGGAGCUGACGCUCGAUAGUAUGACCAAGGAAGAAAAGCGCGCGCGCGUAGAGGCCGCCGAGAAGCGGGCAAGAAGCAGGCAACAGCGGGCUGCUGGUGUUGAGCCAUUCCAAGAGCCCGAGCCUGCGAUCCAAGAGCCAGUCGCGCAUGCCCGCAAGCCGUCCGUAACCUACUCCGACUCGAGAGCUGCUCCAGUCUCCGUACCUGGCCCGGCACAUCGGCACCAGCCAGGCCCCAGAGACGACGCCAAUCGGCAUAUACCGGCGGCCAAUGUACCAGCGCGGCGCCAUUACCUCGAAGGAAGUGAACGUGAUCCUGUUCAACAAUCGCAGCAAGCGACGAAGAGCCGAGUGCCCGCCCAUGUCCCUUCCGAGGAACCAUUCGAACCCGCGCUCCCGCAACGGAAUUUGAGCUUUCGAGAGCGCACAGCUCGGGACGACAUUCAUCUUCUCCCCGAGCGGGACGCGCAGCAGCCUCGGCAACAGGCACAGCCUUCCAGUGGUUUUUCUUUGAUACGCUCUGGCAGCAACAAGCUCAGAAAAGAGCCACCGGGGGAUCCAUGGGCACGAUCAAGCGCGGAAGCUGAACAGCUUGGCGCUGAGCCACGGAGAAGGGAGGACGCAAGUUUGCCUAGAAAAGCACCACCCAGUGCAGUAUCAGCACAAGGACACCUGCCGCAGCGAUUUCGGGAUAAGCAGUUGCCCCCGGAGCCUCAAGAUUUCAAGCGACACGCUACUGUAACAGCGCCGCGCAACGCUGUUCCUGCGUACGAGGACCAGCCAUUGCAGUCCGUUCAGAGGAGAGCCACAGAGCCUUCGCACAAGAGACAACAGGAUGAUGCGAGCUAUUUCCCACCGGUUGCUCGUCCCGAGGUAUUCAAGAUGCGAGGUCAACCUCACGAAGAUCCCAUCACACCCCAAUACGCAGCAGGGCGGCGCAAAUUGGAGAGGGAGGAUGAUCCUGCGGACGGAGAACCUCGCCAACAUCGUAUAUCCAAUAUGCUAUACAGAGACCGGCAAGACAUGGGGCCUGGUGAUGGGCUGUACUUGCCUCCCCAGUGGUUGACUGAAUGGCAGCGAGCGCCCGUUGGGCAGCUCGCAGGCUCUGCCCUCAAUUUGAUAAAAAAAAAGCCCUCAUCGCAGGACCAGAAUAAGGCGUGGUGGGAGGGUGGAAGAAGCAAUGGUACAUCACAGUCCAAACACCACAAAACCGAGACAACUGAGCCGGAGCACAACGAUCUCAACGGACCAACCCGAUUUCGGCCACCGCUGUACCUGGAAUGCGGUCCCUUGCUCCGCUACUGUGGCAUAGAGACCGAAAAGGCGGGACCAGUGGUGAGCAGGGGCGCCACGGACAGAGAACUCUGGCGUGGCAGCGUUAUGAUUGUGACCCGCGAUUCGGAGUCGUCCUACGAAAUACCGCCGAUAUUGCGCUUCUUCCUCCAGGAUCUCGAGUUGCUGCCGGCGGCGCCUCAUCACAUCAACGGGGAGCUGUCACCAGAGUACGUCGAUCCUAUCGCAGGACAUCCAAAGACAGGUCGCCGAGGGGAGACGCUUUUUGUGCGGCCUGUCGAUCACCUCGAGGAAGGUAGAGAUCUGUCCCACAUCGAGACCGACGAUGGCCUCUUUGAAACGUCGCGGAGUGCGCCCGAUAUGAUGCCUGGGGAUGACUCCUCCGACUACCCUGGCAGCUUUGCCAGUCGCAUGAAGCGUGCUGAGAUGGAUGGCGAGAAGCUUGGCAAAUUCGCAGAGGUCAAGGGCUUCCGACUUCAUGCUGAGAGGGGCUGCACAUUCUGGCGCUUCAACAUUGAAGUUGAGCUGCGGGAGAGGCAGCAACGCAUUGCUUAUCGCAUCAACAAGGGACCAAGCAAUGCCUUCUGGGUACCAGCUCGCGGCCACAGCAUGAACACCAUGUUUCACAGUUGCAAUGGCUUCAGUCUCGAUGCGAACCCGGAUGCGCUCAGCGGCCCGGAUCCCAUGUGGAGGGACGUACUGAACAAUCACCAGACCACGCCGUUCCAUGUAAUGGUUGGUGGCGGUGACCAGAUCUACAACGAUGAUGUUGCUGAGGAGUGUGACCUCUUUAUCGACUGGCUUGAGAUCAGGAAUCCACUGAACAAGCACAAUGCGCCAUUAACACCAGAGUUGCAGGCACAGCUGGAGGAUUUCUAUUUCCGCCGCUACUGUCGAUGGUUUUCCAUGGGUCUGUUUGGUCUGGCCAACUCGCAGAUCCCCAUGGUCAACAUCUGGUCUGACCGGGAGAGCUUCGAUGGAUUUGGCUCCUAUCCCCACAGGGACAUGAACUCGCCGGUCCUGUCUGGCUUGGGUGCCGUUGCUUUCAAAUAUUACAUGCUCUUCCAACACCAGAGCAUCAUUCCGGAAACCGAAGAGACGGAGCCCAGCUGGAUUCUAGGCUCGGAGCCGGGCCCUUAUGUCAACGAGAAGUCACGCAGUGUCUAUGUGUCGCUCGGCUCAAAACUAGCACUCUUAGCCGCAGAUUGUCGUACUGAACGCACAGAGGACGACGUGAUCAAGGACGACACGUGGGAGAAAAUCAUGAACAGGCUGUACGCCGAGGUGAGAAGGGGCCACGUUGAGCAUCUGCUCGUCGUUCUGCCGAUACCAAUCGCAUACCCCCGGCUAGAGUGGUUGGAAAACAUCCUAACUUCACGUGCUCUCGGUCCUGUCAAAGCCUUGGGCAGGAGGGGUCUGCUGGGCAAUGCCCUGAACAAGAUCGACAGCGGUUCAGAGGUGAUGGACGAUCUCCGCGAUCAUUGGACGGCGAAGAACCACAAGCACGAGCGCAGCAUCGUGGUCGAAGAUCUUCAAGAUCUUGCUAUCGACAAGUCGCUGCGUGUCACGAUACUCAGCGGUGAUGUGAAUAUGGCCGCUGUUGGCCAAUUCUACUCCAAUGCCAAGCUCAAGCUGCCCAAGCAUAAGGAUCCUCGCUACAUGCCCAAUAUCAUCUCUUCGGCCAUUGCAAACGCGCCACCACCAGACAUCAUGGCGGACGCGCUGAACAAGCGCGAUAAAAUCCACCAUUUUGACAAGCAGACCGACGAGAGCAUGAUUCCCCUGUUCCAUCAUGGCGUUGACGGCAAAGCGAGGAACAACAAGAGGCUGCUGCCACACCGCAAUUGGUGCUCAAUAAGGCAAUGGGUGCCUGGCACAACACCGCCUCCAACGCCUCCGCUUCUAGCCGCUGAUUCUCCCGCCAACGAAGCGCCUGGAGGCGGAGGCGGUCUUCUGCGAAGGUUGUCGCUGAGCGGAGGGGUCAGGCCUGACACCCCGAAAGAAUCUGUGGACCGCUCGCGGCCACCUGUUGCCGGCGGCGGUCUACUGCGGACCAUCUCUCGUCGGCUGUCUCGCAGUGGCUCGCAGGAUGGCGUGCGGCCGAAGAAGCUAGUAAGAACAAUGUCCCUGGAUCGAGAGCAAGGGGGAGCAGCGCAGCCGGCAGAGAAGCGAGGACUCUUUGGCUUUGGGCGACGUGGUAGCCUGCGCCGCCCUGAUGACGGUGGCAUCAACGGGCAAUGGGGCGAUGAUGAGCCUCGCCAGUCCCAGGAGUAUUGGGAAGAAGAGCCACUGCCACAGAAGCGCGGCUUAUUCAGCAGCAUUGGAUUACGAGGCGGUGGUUUGGACGAUGAAUACUCAGACGGCGACGAGUCCCGAUUCACAGCUCAGCCGCCUCGGCGUGCACAGACUAUGCCUAUGGGCGCACAGCGCACUGAGGGGGAGAUACCGCCCCAGGCUUUGCGACAAUUCCACCGCACGCCAACCGGGCUCUCCACCAAGCAGCUGCGGAAGCCAGGGAACCACGAGAUUGACCUGGAAGGAGGGCUGGAUAUCUGUCUGAAUGUCGAGGUUAACCCCCGCGACCCCACGGGCAUCACAGUGCCUUACCGCCUGCUUGUCCCCAAGCUGUUCUAUGAGUACAGCCCUGAGGAUGAGGAGGAUGGUCCGGUAGAAGAGCCAGCUACUGGGGGUGCGUUCAAGCGGCUCUUGAGUUUCAAGAAGAAGGAAAGGCCAGUAGGGGCUGUGCCAUUGCAGGACGAGAGGGACGAGGACAUUGACGCGCGCGACGAUCGAUUCUUUGAGCAAAGGAGAUGA
Messenger RNA from Emericellopsis atlantica, 4671 nucleotides. RefSeq lists its product as uncharacterized. The transcript has 4 exons. Gene Ontology annotation, cellular component: membrane. Lineage: Eukaryota; Fungi; Ascomycota; Sordariomycetes; Hypocreales; Bionectriaceae. The coding region runs from base 1 to 4671 and encodes 1556 amino acids. The record is from RefSeq and is a predicted model, not a curated record.